AUGUCAGAGAUGGCCUCGCGAGAUACAGACGUGCUAUUUACAUGUGGCGAUUUGCAGCCUGUUAUUCAGCUUUUCUGUGCUUUCUCGAAAGAAAAGUCAGCCGCGUGCAACCCACUUGGUGUCGGAAGCUACCGUGCCAACGGCAUUGUUUACGAGUCACAUUACAAACAUGCCGAAUCUUUGCUGGAAGCACUGGAUGGUGACAAAAAAGAGCUGAUCACGUUCGAGUAUGCGCUUCAUGGAGUAAUCGAUAGUACCCCACUAAGUCAAGGCAACGAAACGUGCGGCAUGAAGUUGCUGUUGUCAUACGUGACCAAUAACGGCAACUUGGAGCUUCUUGACAAGUCUUGCGUCGAUGAAAUGCCCCCGUUCAAUAUGACGCUGUCGCUUGAAGAUCAGUACUACAUGAUGAGCACGGACGAUGUCUACAACGUUUUUUACGGUAUGAGUUUAUAUGGAAGUCUUCCCGCAUAA
Molecule: messenger RNA, 474 nt
Organism: Peronospora belbahrii
Lineage: Eukaryota; Oomycota; Peronosporomycetes; Peronosporales; Peronosporaceae
Source: the annotation of a GenBank genome assembly